GUCCACGUACGUUUUCGGCUCGGGGGACCCAGGUUUCCCCCGACGAUCUAUUACAAGAUCUACACCCACGGCAACGUGGUGGACCUGGGGAGCUUCGCGCCGCGAGACUACCACCUGGAACGUGUCAGCCAGGAGAAUGGCACAGCAUUGCCAGGGGAUUACAGCUGGUAUCAGCGCAUUGAGAACAACGGCUGGAGGCCCCUGGCGGUGCGCCUGAAGAACACGGUGGAAGGCCUUGCGGACGAGGAGAUGGAGAAGGUUACUGCCAGGAAGCCAGCGACCAAUUUCCACUUCUCCAAACUUCGACGGCGAGCAGAUAUGGAGCGCCUUCGAAAGCUCAGGAAGAUUGAGUGGUUCCAGAAGCUCUAUGGCGUCAGCCAGAUGUCUCGGGAAUUGAACACCGAGGCCUCGCCGAUAUCACCGGCGGUGGCCCCUCCUUCGGAGUGGUCUCCUGACGAUGCCUCGGAGGGUGGGACGCCAAGGAGGCAGAUCGUCGAGACUCAGCAGAACGAAGACGACGAUAUGCUCUUAGAUUGGACGAGGAAGUUGGACUUCGAUGCAUACAUGGAGGUCUGGCAAUCUCUUGCCACAAGUGACGGCAGCGAGGGGGCGCUGCCCAUCACCACAGCCAAGACGGCUCCAGGG
Symbiodinium sp. CCMP2456 is the source of this 645-nucleotide messenger RNA. The record is from the annotation of a GenBank genome assembly. NCBI's taxonomy places the organism in Eukaryota, Dinophyceae, Suessiales, Symbiodiniaceae.